CUUACGUCAAUAUUAAAGAGAGCAGCAAUUCUGAUGCCGAGGCUUUGGAAUCAAUGAUAACUGUCGAGGACGUACCGGAUGCUCCAGCUGCCCACUCGCAAGAAAUGAAGCCACUCAUUGCACCUGCCCAGUCCAACAAAACAGCAGAGCCCGGAGAUGCAGUUAUGAGGUUGUCACGUGUUACGGAGGACCUGCGUGCAAUGUUGCCGGACCACCUGGUCACAGACGACGUGAAGCAGCUGGUGCCGAACAGCGCGAUCAUCCCCAAGCACGAGCACGACCGCAACGACUACCUCAAGUUCGAGCUGCCUUCCUCCUUCGGCGUCUGGUGCGACAUUGCCCUUGAGAGGAAAACGCUCAUCACCCCCAAACUGAGAAGGCACAUCAUCACCGUUCUGUUUCAAGCUUGCUACAAAAUUUCCCUGUAUCCAACCAUGAGGCUGUACAGAAGGGCAAUCGAUGCCCUGAUGGUGAAGUACCCGCACAUUGCCGAGGGGCCUUUCAACUGGCAAUGCUGGUGCCUGGCCCUGCGGAGUAAGUUCAAGAACACACGACGAAAGCUCCCGGAGACGCCCGGUAUCAUGGGUGAGUCGAGAAGGAAGUUUGGAGGGAAGCGCACGCUGGAAGAUGUCAGGUACCAGGUGGCCCAAGCACGCAAGGCUCUCGGUGUUGACGAACCACUAGAGUCCAGCAUGUCAGCUGACUCCCACGGCCAGUCGGGUGGGGAUGCCUCCGUCGGCAUGGAAGCAAUGGCUUUCAAAGUAGAGCCAGAUCAACAGAGCAGUGAGGCCAUGUCGGAUUGUUCCAACUUCAACAGUGCUGAGUUGGAGGACGUCACCGUUUCAGACCUACUCAGCACGUGCACGGACGAAGCUGCUACGGAGAAGCUCGUGGACCAAGCUGGUGGCAGAGCACUCGCGGAUGGGAACACGAACGGCGGCGAACUGUCGCUCGAAGGAAGUUUCAGUCGUGAUGCAUCCAGGCCAAGCCGAGACAAAAGGGAGAGACCGUCCCUCAAGGACAGGGACGACAUGAAGUUUGAAUUGCCAUCCUUUGGAGUGUUUGAAGAUGCACUGGAGAUGAGGCAGCCAGUGACUAACAGGCUUCGACGUCACAUCACCCGGUGCCUCUUCGAUGCCUGCUCCAAGAUAACCCUAUACCCGACGUCGCACCUCUACAGGACUGCUGUGGACCUCCUGCUCCACAAGUACCCACACCUGAUUGAUACCACCGGAGAAACCGGAAGGGAGCUGUGGGUUGACUCGCUGAAGUCGAAGUUCAAGAACGUCCCGACGCCGGCUGCCGGAACAGGUGUGGGAGCAUGAGCAAGGUUCGGAGCAAGUACACUACAUCACCCCGGCGAGCUACUGCUCCACCGAAACCAAAAGAGGAGGGUGUGGGUCGUGCCAGUCGUCCUGUGGCCAUUCAAGGCGUAAUGUCAGCCAGCACCAGUUCCUCGUGGCAAACCGGCCCACUGGGCCUAGGAGGCAUGGAAGGUGCAAGCGAUCAAAACGAAGCGGUUGCUGUCAAGGGAGGAGUGACAGCAUACGUGAUAUGACAGUGCAGCAAGCCAUCGCUGCCUUCCCUGCUUACAGGCAGGAGUCCGCUUUGCUCGCUGACUUCAAGAUGCUGUGGAACGCCGACAUUCCUGAAUGCUUCG
This is a messenger RNA of Rhipicephalus sanguineus (brown dog tick), 1660 nucleotides long. RefSeq lists its product as uncharacterized. Bases 54 to 1325 code for a protein of 423 amino acids. NCBI's taxonomy places the organism in Eukaryota, Metazoa, Arthropoda, Arachnida, Ixodida, Ixodidae. The transcript is spliced from 11 exons. The record is from RefSeq and is a predicted model, not a curated record.